Jaculus jaculus (lesser Egyptian jerboa) is the source of this 2198-nucleotide messenger RNA. RefSeq names its product kelch like family member 36 (gene Klhl36). Bases 92 to 2080 code for a protein of 662 amino acids. Lineage: Eukaryota; Metazoa; Chordata; Mammalia; Rodentia; Dipodidae. The record is from RefSeq and is a predicted model, not a curated record. Gene Ontology annotation, molecular function: cullin family protein binding. The transcript is spliced from 6 exons.
CCGCCGCCCGCGUCCCGCCGCCUCGCCCGCCCGGUCCCGCCGCCGUCUGCGACGCACCCCUGACUCCCUCCCAGGUCUUCAAUCCCUUACAAUGGAGGCAAGCAGGCACACCCGAGUGUCUCGUCCAUACAAGAUCAGCGAGUCUUCAAAGGUGUACCACUGGACUGACCACUCCACCACCGUGCUGCAGAGACUGAAUGAGCAGCGGCUGCGUGGCCUCUUCUGCGACGUGAUCCUGGUGGCCGACGAGCAGCAUGUGCCAGCCCACCGCAACCUGCUGGCUGUGUGCAGUGACUACUUCAACUCCAUGUUCACCUUGGGCAUGCGUGAGGCCUUCCAGAAGGAGGUGGAGAUGUUUGGCACCUCUUAUGUGGGGCUCAAGGCCGUGGUGGACUUCUUGUACGGUGGUGAGCUGGUGCUGGAUGGUGGCAACAUUGACUACAUCUUGGAGACGGCGCACCUGCUGCAGAUCUGGACGGUGGUGGACUUCUGUUGUGAGUACCUGGAGCAGGAGGUGAGCGAGGACAACUACCUGUACCUGCAGGAGCUGGCCUCCAUCUACAGCCUUAAGCGGCUUGAUGUCUUCAUUGACAACUUUGUGCUGAGCCACUUCGGCACACUGUCCUUCACGCCUGACUUCCUGCAGAGUGUCUCCGUGCAGAAGCUGUGCUUGUACCUCAGCAGCAGCCGGGUGCAGCACGAGUGCGAGCACGACCUGCUGCAGGUGGCCCUGCAGUGGCUGACGCAGCAGCCAGAGCGCGAGACACACGCCCACCGUGUGCUGGAGAAUAUCCACUUCCCGCUUAUCCCCAAGAAUGACCUGCUGCACCGCGUCAAGCCGGCCGUGAGUGCCCUGCUGCCCCGCGAGGCCGACUGUGAGAGCUUUAUUGAGGAGGCUGUGCACUACCACGACAACUUGGCUGCGCAGCCCGUCAUGCAGACCAAGUACACCGCGCUGCGUACCAAUGAGGAGUGCCUGCUGUUCGUGGGCGGUGAGGUCUCUGAGCGGUGUCUGGAGCUCAGUGAUGAUACUUGCUACCUGGAUACCAAGAGCCAGCAGUGGGUCACGGAGACACCCCUGCCAGCCUGCCGGAGCCACCACUGUGUUGCCGUGCUGGGGGGCUUUAUCUUCAUUGCGGGUGGCAGCUUCUCCAGGGACAACGGAGGGGAUGCAGCCUCCAAUCUUUUUUAUAGGUAUGACCCCCGCUGUAAACAGUGGAUCAAGGGAGAAAAAAGAAAUUGGACUACUAGGUGGGAGGAGGAAGUCCCAGCUUUGGAGUCUGUCUCCAGAAGCUUUAUGACAGUGCCAGCCCAGAUGUGUGGCCUCCUACCAGACCCUGUGCCACUGUGUCCUGCUGGGAUUGUGAAGAUGGCCUCCAUGAACCAGCGCCGUGUGGAUUUCUACUUGGCCUCCAUUGAGGACAUGCUGGUGGCAGUCGGUGGCCGGAAUGAGAAUGGAGCGCUGUCUUCUGUAGAGACGUACAGUCCCAAGACUGACUCCUGGUCCUACGUGGCUGCCUUGCCAAGGUUCACCUAUGGCCAUGCAGGCACCAUCUACAAGAACUUCCUGUACAUCUCGGGGGGCCAUGACUACCAGAUUGGCCCAUAUCGCAAAAACUUGGUGUGCUAUGACUACCGGACUGACGUGUGGGAGGAGCGGCGGCCCAUGACCACUGCUCGUGGCUGGCACAGCAUGUGCAGCCUGGGUGAUACCAUCUACUCCAUUGGGGGCAGCGACGACCAUGUUGACUCCAUGGAGCGCUUUGACGUGCUGAGCGUGGAGGCCUACAGCCCACAGUGCAACCAGUGGACCUGCGUGGCCCCCCUCCUGCAGGCUAACAGUGAGUCCGGUGUGGCCGUGUGGCAGGGCCGCAUUUAUAUUCUGGGUGGCUAUAGCUGGGAGCACACCACCUUCUCCAAGGCCGUGCAGGUGUAUGACCAUGAGGCUGACCGCUGGAGCAGAGGCCCUGACCUGCCGAAGUGCAUUGCUGGUGUGUCAGCCUGUGUGUGUGCCCUGAAGCCGCGGCUAGAAGACAAGAAGAAAGGCAAGGCCAGGCAGCACCAGGACCACAGUGAAUGACAGCCACCCUCCCAUCCUGGCUGCAUUCUAUACUCAGCAGCUUUUUUUGUACUUUUAUGAUCCUUGGUAUUUCUAUGACAUCACAGUAACUGAUAAUUAAACAUUCUACGUAACUACA